AGCGAAUAAAAGUAACAAUAAUUAAUACAAAUUAAAAACAUUUACUUCAAGUAAAAUCAAUAAUAUAAAACUUAGCAAAACAAUAAAGAUAAAAUGGAAGCCAACUACACUGCUUAACUCGACUAAUAAGUUGCCACUGUUACUAAGGUUGCUGCUAUGACUGAAGGAUGGAGCAAGGGUAAAACUUUGGGAUCCUCCACCUUAUACACCCGUAAAUACGAAAAAUACGAUUUACUCUUAGCCAGAAUUGAAACUAUUGCCGACGUCAAGUUAGAAUCCUGUGUCAAGUACUUCAACGAAGACUUUGAAGCCCAACACAAGAGCAAAGAUAACAGUGAUUUCAUUCAAGAAAUUGAAAAGAUUGAUGCCACCACAAAAGUUGUCUAAUUCAAGCUCAAGGGUAAACUUAUGGUCAGUGCCAGAGACUUCUUAUGUGUUCAAUAAAUCAGAGACUAACCCAAUGGUGGAAAAAUUAUCGUUAAGGUUAAUCUUCCUACCCACGCCAAGUAGGUUAAGAACGAUGCUGUUAGAGGUGAAUGUGUUAUUAAUGGUAAUAUCUUUACUCCUAUUGAUGCCAACAAAACUAAGAUUGAAUCUUUCUAUCUUAUGGACCCCAAAGGAAGUAUUCCUGCUUCUUUGGUUAACACCCAAAUGGAAAAGCAAUUGGAAGCUCAAGAAAAGGCUAUUCCUUUCAUGAAAAAAUACUGA
This is a messenger RNA of Tetrahymena thermophila SB210, 708 nucleotides long. Its product is annotated as START domain protein. The record is from RefSeq and is a predicted model, not a curated record. Lineage: Eukaryota; Ciliophora; Oligohymenophorea; Hymenostomatida; Tetrahymenidae. Gene Ontology annotation, molecular function: lipid binding. The transcript has a single exon.